AUGCCUGUUUAUUUGUUUAUUUUGAUAUUUUUUUCUUUGUUCAGUGCAUUUAAGGACGCCAUCAUGUCACUUACACCGUAUCAACUGCACUGGUCGGACGCGCUCAUCAGACGCGUGGAGCUGCGGCUGCAGCAGGUACAUGCCUCUUUGGAAGAGUUCUACCGGAAGCAGAACUAUUCUGCUGUCACGCAUACAACCGCAACUGUUGAGGAGGACGAGGAACAGCGCCAACAGGAAGAAGGCCCCAUCAGUUCGGUUGGAAGUUUUCUUUUGCGUACUUGCGUGCACUCCACGCCUUUAUAUGAAACUCAAUUGGAGCACGGCGUGGGGGCGGAUAUUGCCAUCAAGAUACCGGAGGAAGUGUGUUCACUGAAAGAGAUUCAUGAUGGCCACUACUUGGAGCGACGGCACGUAUUUCUGUUGAAGGUGGAAAAGUUUCUGAAGAAGUACAACGAGAAGAUGAUGAAGAAGAAGGCAUCAAAGUCAUCUGCAACAGCGGAAACAGAAGAACGAGAAAUGACAGAUGAACACGAAAGACGGUCAAUUGUUCCAUGGGAGGUUCGACGUGUUCCUUUUGGUGGUGGAUCGGUGAAGACAGAGAAGGAUAUUCUGCGAAUAUGCUUUUUGAAGUCCAGGUGUGACAAGACCCGGCGAGAGGUAUUCCACGUCGAUGUCCACUUUCAGCCCAUUGCCCUCACAGGCCGUAUCGCGAGUGUAGCGGCUGUUCGCAAGCACCCUUUCUACAGCUAUCUCGUGCAGGAAGACGCUCUCAUGACGGUGCAUCUCCGCAAGCUCCACGAGCUCUACUUGAAAAAUCACUUACUCUCACGUGCCACAGUUUUCCUAAAGUGUUGGGCGUACCACGUCGGACUCAUGGCACGCACCUCCGGCCACCCAGAAGGUCUAAGUGGUUUUCAUAUUUCUGCGCUGCUUCUGCGUCUCGUUGAGGAGGGCGUCAUACUACCCAGCAUGUCGGAAGAGAAUGUCAUACGAGCGGUGUGGGUGUAUCUUUCCCGUGGGCCUACACACAACAAAAUUAAUGGUAGCUGGAAAGAGACACCUGUUCCAGCGGCAGAGGAGCGUGGUGAGGUGGCAGUGCUGCGAUUGGCAGGGGAAACCAUGAAUUUGUUUUUUCGCUCGUCUGCGGCAUUUUUCCAGAAGAUUGUUAAAAGAGCCGCCGAUGAAGCACUUCAACUACCGCACUUUUCCGAGGUUUUUGUGAAAUUUCCCUUUCAACCGCUGCAGCUUGUGAUGGAUACCUGUUUCGUUGUAGAGGGUCUCCUAGCGUACUUUGCGGAGACGGACAGUACGCCGGUUGUCAAGAAAACUGGUGCCGCGUGGUCUCCUUCAGUGCAGCGGGUGCAGGCGAUACAAGGCCUUGUCCAGGAAGCACUCGGCUCACGUUCAAGUUAUGCAACUGUUUGGCGCCGAGGCGAAGACUCCGUGCACGUUGCGGUGCAGCUGACAACCGAAGUGGAGGGACGAAACCGUCUCACGCGUGGUCCUCCCGUGGAAGACACAGAGGCUGUUGAGCAUUUCAAUGCUUUCUGGGGAAAAGACAUCACGUCAACGCGACAGUUCCCUGAUGGCAGUAUUCACCGAUGUGUCUUGUGGUCAUUUGAUGAUGACGUUGGUGCCAAUACAACCAUCGCACUUUCUGCAGCCACUGUCAUCCGUCGUGUGUUGGAGUUUGCACUGCGAAAACACCUUCUCCCCACUGCAAA
Trypanosoma cruzi is the source of this 1724-nucleotide messenger RNA. RefSeq lists its product as uncharacterized. Lineage: Eukaryota; Euglenozoa; Kinetoplastea; Trypanosomatida; Trypanosomatidae. The record is from RefSeq and is a predicted model, not a curated record. Gene Ontology annotation, cellular component: UTP-C complex; CURI complex; small-subunit processome. Gene Ontology annotation, biological process: rRNA processing; tRNA export from nucleus. The transcript has a single exon. The annotation marks the transcript as partial.